Molecule: messenger RNA, 930 nt
Organism: Baudoinia panamericana UAMH 10762
Lineage: Eukaryota; Fungi; Ascomycota; Dothideomycetes; Mycosphaerellales; Teratosphaeriaceae
Exons: 2
Coding region: 199-894 (231 amino acids)
Source: RefSeq, a predicted model, not a curated record
UGCGGACCGGAGCAUUCAUCGGACAAGCGACAUUGGUCCUACGCAUCUGGAAUCACCUUGACAACCAUUGCAGUCUCCAGCAUAUUUUUUCAGCGGCAGUGCCUUGCAGCAAGGGCGAGCGGAAUCAGGCCACCAGAACAGUAGCCGAUCUUUACUGUACUGAAAGCGCGUUUGCAUCCUCUUUCUGGAUCACCUGAUAUGGCAGAUCCCGGCCACGCGUCAUACUCAGAACCUCACCACCACUAUGAAAGUGACCCGAACCGGCGGCUCUCCCAGGAAGCGCCACACGGCCUGGGAGAGACCGAAGAGCAGCACGCGCGCCACGCCGAUAUUCCGGAGAAGAAGCUCUGGGGAAUGGAUCGUCAAACCGAGACUGUAGUCUUCUACAUCUUCUUCAUCAUCAGCCUUUGCUUGUUGAUCACUGCUGCGGCACUGGGCUCUGUAGGGCAUUCUUGGAGCGGGCCGUUCGUUGGCGUCUUCACGGCUUUUGCUGUUUUCCAUUGGGCGGCGUGGCUGCAGACUGCAGUUGGCAUGUGCCAGCGUGCUAGUUGGGUAAGGGACGAGGCGGACUUGGGAACUAGGAGGCAAUUCCUGUUUCUUGCUGUUAGGCUCAACCGGAUGAUGCUGCCCACUGCGUUGGUAGGCUUCGUAGUCUUCCUCUACGCCUAUGCCCGACGUUGGCACCUGAAGGACCUGGCUUACUGGCUACUAUUUCUUCUCACCUUCAUUUGGAAUACGGUUUUCUCGGUCAUGAAUGCCUAUAACAACAUCACGUGGGAAUCUGACCGGCUGGAGUACGAGGAAGGGGACCAUCUGUAUCGCAUCAGCCGACUGGCAAUCUUCGGCAUUCCAAGCCCGAGGCUGAAAGAAGGGAAGGAAGAAAAGCACUCUUGAUUAUGCGCUCGUACAUCGCUUCACAUCAUCGCGUCA